Molecule: messenger RNA, 2455 nt
Organism: Dama dama (fallow deer)
Lineage: Eukaryota; Metazoa; Chordata; Mammalia; Artiodactyla; Cervidae
Gene: LHPP
Product: phospholysine phosphohistidine inorganic pyrophosphate phosphatase
Exons: 7
Coding region: 49-1062 (337 amino acids)
Biological process (GO): dephosphorylation
Cellular component (GO): cytosol
Molecular function (GO): inorganic diphosphate phosphatase activity; phosphatase activity
Source: RefSeq, a predicted model, not a curated record
GCCGCCGGUUGGGACGCGGGGGCCCGAGCUGCAGCGGGGCUGGCCGAGAUGGCCGCGUGGAGCGAGCGGCUGGCCGGCGUGCGCGGGGUGCUGCUGGACAUCUCUGGCGUGUUAUACGACGGUGGUGAGGGCGGUGGCGCGGCGAUCGCCGGCUCCGUGGAGGCGGUGGCGAGACUGAAGCGGUCCCGACUGAAGGUCAGGUUCUGCACCAACGAGUCGCAGAAGUCGCGGGUGGAUCUGGUGGGGCUGCUGCGACGGCUGGGCUUCGACGUCUCCGAGGGCGAGGUGACCGCCCCGGCCCCCGCCGCCUGCCUGAUCCUGAAGCAGCGAGGUCUGCGGCCACACCUGCUUGUCCAUGACGGAGUCCGUUCAGAAUUUGAUCAGAUCGACACGUCCAACCCAAACUGUGUUGUAAUUGCAGACGCCGGAGAAGGCUUUUCUUAUCGAAACAUGAAUAAAGCUUUCCAGGUGCUCAUGGAGCUGGAAAAGCCCGUGCUCUUCUCACUGGGAAAAGGACGCUACUACAAGGAGACCUCUGGCCUGAUGCUGGACGUCGGUCCCUACAUGAAGGCACUUGAGUAUGCCUGUGGUAUCAAAGCCGAGGUGGUGGGAAAGCCUUCCCCCGAGUUUUUCAAGUCCGCCCUGCAAGAGAUGGGAGUGGAAGCCCACGAGGCCAUCAUGAUCGGGGACGACAUCGUGGGAGACGUGGGCGGUGCCCAGCGGUACGGGAUGAGAGCUCUGCAGGUGCGGACCGGGAAGUUCAGUUAUAGAAGGAAAAACUGGGACUUUACAGUGGACCCUGGAAGACUCACCUUAGCCAAGUCAUCAGGGCGGUCAUCACCUGCAGUGAGACAUCUGAGAAUGGGAUCACAGCCCUGGGCACCCUUCCCCGUAAACGUGGGGAAACUCAGACGUACCACAGUGAAGAGGGAGCUGAAAGCAAAGACGAACAGACUCCAUGCACAAAUGUUCACAGCGCUGUUCUUCACAGUAGCAGAAAGGCGGAAACAACCCAGAUGUCCCCCAGCCGGUGAAUGGAGACAUGUGGUCUUUUCUUUAUGAUGGAAUAUUAUUCAGCUGCAGAAAGGAAUGCGUUCCUGACACGUGUUACAACGUAGAUGGACCCUGAAGAGUAGGCUCAGUGAAAUAAGCGGACACAAAAGGACGACUUAUUGUAUGUUUCCACUUGUGUGAAAUAUCCGGAAGAGGCAAAUUCAUAGAGACAGGAAGUCAAAUAAUGGUUGCCAGGGGCUGAGUUACUGCUUACUGGGGACAGAGUCCCUGUUUGGGGUGUUUUCUGUUUCUGGUUUUAAACCUGCUGGAGCUUGAUAGUGAUCACCGCUCUAUGAAUGUCAUGAAUGCCACUGGAUUGUGCCAUUAAAAAUGGUUACAGUAGCAAGUUCUGUGUUCUGUAUGUUUUACCGCAAUUUAGAGAAAUCAGUUAUGCAGUACCCCAAAACCCAUUGAUUUCUGUACUUUGCAUAAGUGAAUGAUAUGGUAUGUGAAUUGUAUCUCAAUAUAUGUGUCCUCAGCUGCCCAGUCAUGUCUGACUCUUUGUGACCCCCAUGGACUGUAGCCCUCCAGGCUCCUCUGUCCAUGGGAUUCUCCAGGCAAGAAUGCUGGAGUGGGUUGCCAUUUCCUUCUUCAGGGGGUCUUCCAGAUCGAGGGAUCAAACCCGUGUCUCCUGCGUCUCCUGCAUUGGCAGGCGGACUCUACCCCUGGGCCACCUGGGAGGCCUGUUAAAAAAUAAAGUGAGUGACAUGCUACGAAAUGGUCCCAGUUCUCCCGGGGACCUGCCACGUGGGCCCCUCCCUUCCCCUGCUCAGAUGACACGUGUUAGUCUGCUCGGGCCUCAGAGACCGGGGCGCUUACACAACAGACACGUGUCUUCUCGUACUUCUGGAGGCUGGGGGGCCAAGGUUAAGGCGUUGGCCUCUGUGGGAAAAAUGAUGAAGAAGGUGCUGGCUCUCGCGUCCAUCUUUCCCCUGCGUCCCUGGUCCGCUUUGUCCACUCUUCUCCCUGCACCAGCUUCCCCCAGACCCGCUGCUAGCAUGUCAACUGCUUGGUGUGUGUGUGUGCAGGGGGUGGUGGGCAGGGACAGGGACCGGGCUUCUUCGUCCACACUCCGAUCUCCAAAACCAUCAUGUGCGUGGAUGAGGGAGUACAGUUCUCCCAGAAGGAGUAAGUGUUCCAUCCUGUUGAUGCCUUGGGCGUGUGAACAGGAGCUGUGACCCAUCUGGAUGGCAGGGCCCUGGGCAGAACCAGGACUCCAGGCGACCUUCCGGCCCGCAGACAGGCUCGCAGCCCUUGGGUGUCCGCUGCAGCGCUCAGCCGUCAGCGGCUGGUAAAGCAGAGGUCUGAGCCAAAGGAAAACGUCAGCUGCCCAUCACUGCACUUUGUCCGCAGGGCUCAGUCCUGGUUUUCUCAAUCGCUUUGUUCUCCGGACACCCGGGGU